Molecule: messenger RNA, 12086 nt
Organism: Meriones unguiculatus (Mongolian gerbil)
Lineage: Eukaryota; Metazoa; Chordata; Mammalia; Rodentia; Muridae
Gene: Nhlrc1
Product: NHL repeat containing E3 ubiquitin protein ligase 1
Exons: 2
Coding region: 54-1244 (396 amino acids)
Biological process (GO): protein polyubiquitination; negative regulation of translation; proteasome-mediated ubiquitin-dependent protein catabolic process
Molecular function (GO): translation repressor activity; protein binding; ubiquitin protein ligase activity
Source: RefSeq, a predicted model, not a curated record
GUGACCGCGACCGUGACCGAGGGCUGCGCGGAGACCGCCGCCCGGCGGGCGCGAUGGGCGAGGAGGCGGCGGGGGUGCGGCCCGAGCUGGUGCGCGAGGCGGAGGUCAGCCUGCUGGAGUGCAAGGUGUGCUUUGAGAGGUUCGGCCACCGGCAGCAGCGGCGGCCGCGCAACCUGCCCUGCGGCCACGUGGUCUGCCUGGCCUGCGUGGCCGCCCUCGCUCAUCCGCGGACGCUGGCCCUCGAGUGUCCCUUCUGCCGGCGGGCCUGCCGGGCCUGCGACACCAGCGAUUGCCUGCCGGUGCUGCACCUCCUGGAGCUCCUGGGCUCCACCCUGCACGCGUCCCCGGCUGUCCUCAGCGCGGCCCCCUGUGCGCCCGGGCUUCUCACGUGCCACCACGCCUUUGGCGGGUGGGGGACCCUGGUGAACCCCACGGGUCUUGCGCUGUGCCCCAAGACCGGACGGGUGGUGGUUGUGCAUGACGGGAAGAGGCGAGUCAAGAUCUUUGACUCCGGAGGAGGAGGCGCACACCAGUUUGGAGAGAAGGGGGACGCCGCGCACGACGUGAAGUACCCACUGGAUGUCGCCGUCACCAACGACUGCCACGUGGUUGUCUCCGACGCCGGCGACCGCUCCCUCAAAGUGUUUGAUUUCUUUGGCCAGGUUAAGCUGGUUGUGGGGAAACAGUUUUCCCUGCCCUGGGGGGUGGAGAUCACCCCUCAGAACCAGCUCCUGGUGACUGACGCGGAGGCAGGGUCCCUGCACCUGAUGGAAGUGGAUUUCCCGGAAGGGGUCCUCCGGAGGACGGAGAGGCUGCAGGCCCAGCUGUGCAAUCCCCGUGGGGUGGCCGUGUCUUGGCUCACCGGGGCCAUCGCCGUCCUGGAGCACCCCUGGGCCUUGGGGACAGCAGGCUGUGACAGCACAAGGGUGAAGGUGUUCAACCCCGAGAUGCAGCUGAUUGGCCAGGUGGAUAGCUUCGGGCUGAACCUCCUCUUCCCCUCCAAAAUCACUGCCUCAGCUGUGGCCUUCGAUCACCAGGGAAACGUGAUUGUCGCCGACACCUCCGGGCCAGCCGUCAUCUGCUUGGGGAAGCCCGAGGAGUUUCCAGCCCUGAAGCCCGUGGUUACUCAUGGUCUUUCCCGUCCUGUGGCACUGGCCUUCACCAAGGAGAAUUCCCUUCUCGUCCUGGACACAGCAUCCCACUGUAUAAAAGUCUUCAAAGCGAUGGAGGGGAAUGGAGGGUGAGGGGGAGUCUGGGGCCUGGAGUCUUCGGGAGUGAAGCGCACCAUGGAUGAGUCAGUUAUCACUCAUCCGUCCAGGCAGGGAUAAUGGUCACUGCCCGGCAGAAGUACCGGAUUUGAGGCAGUUAUUAAAACCUAAUAAUUAAAUGUGUCAUUCAGUGAAUGCCUGCUCCCCAUGUUAAGAAAUUUGCAAAUCUUACCUCUUUUGCUCCUUAACGUGCAGUGAUGUAAUUUCUAUUAUUAGUCCCAUUUUAGAGGUGAGAAAACAGACCCAAAGAGCUUAAUAUGAUUUCUUUAGUGGUGUAUCUACUGGGACAGUAUCAAAUUGAACUCAAUUCCGACUCCAAACCAUUUGCUCUUAAAUAUGAUGCCAGACGUCAGGGAAAAAAAAUAAAAACAAAACGUGAGCAUGUCUUAUGCAUGCUCUCCUUACAAGCAGCUAACUGACUUCAGUGCACAAAGAAACAAAAGGAAGGGCUCUCCAGUGAUUUUUAAAAGAAAAGGGAUUCUGUGUGUUGUCAGCUGUGAGGUUCCCCCCCGUCCCCCAAGGCAGAGUAGAUGGAUUAUUAUAAAUCCCAAGAUUUGAACUAGAAACAAAGUUGCGCUCUUACCUUAUAAAGCAGAAGUUGGCUGCCUGACAGUGUGUAUCAAUCACCCCAGCACCUGCAAAGUGGAGACAGGAAGUUCAAUGCCACCUACAGCUACCUAGUAAAGUUGAGGCUGGGGUGGGCUUCAUGAAGUCUCUUUCUCUCAUUCCCUGAGUGAUAGUUUGAGAAAGGUCUGCAAAGCCACUUGUGGGCUAGUAUCAUGGGCAGAUGAGACUCUUGUGUUAAUUAGACGUCGCCCCGGUACAUUCGUGGCAGAAGUGAUCUUGUUCGCCGUAUGGUGAAUCUCUGCAGCCUGGAGUACUCUGUGAUGGAAUUUCCUCUGUGCAAUUUAGAAUGUGGGCCAAACACUGUAUGCUCAAUAAAGCACUGCAGACGUGUCUUGGACCGAAGCACAGCCUUGACCAACGUAAGGACGCCUUGAUGUUGUAGUUAAGGAAAGGAACAGGAACAGGGACUGAUCCUCUGUACACUGUAUUUGUUUAAGCAAGUGCAAAGAACAAAUAUCUUUGAAUUUGGGGCCGUUGGAAUUAUACCAAAUAACUUAGAGCUCUAAAGCGGCACGAAAAAUGUUUCCUGGGGAUGUGUUUGAAAGGCGAGAGUUUGCUUUAGAUAAUAACUAAUGCUGUGUCAACAGAAUGCUUCUUUUAUUCAGAGAGGCUGUUCGUUGUUGAGACAGGGUCUUGUACGUCUUAACGCUGGCCUUGGGCUUGCUCUGUAGCCAAGCAGGGCCUUCAGUUUCUGAUCCUCCUGCAUCUGUCUCCCAAGUGCUGGAUUGUAGGCUCGCUCGGCAACGCCCGGGGUCCUGUGGUGCUAGAGGUAGAUGGGACCCAGGCUUCAUACAUGCUGACAAGUGUUCUUCCAACUGACGUACAUCUAACCCUAUAAAGGUUUCUUUUGCUCGGUUGGGUUUUUUGGUUUGGUUUGGUUUUUUGAGACAGGGUUUCUCUGUGCAAUAGCCCUGGCAAUUCUGGAUUUGUAGACUAGAUUUGUAGACUAGGCUGGCCUUAAACUCAGAGAUUUGCCUGCCUCUGCCUCCUGAGAGCUGGGAUCAAAGGGGUGUGCCACCACCGCACCACUACAAAGACUUUUAACAGAGAUGAUGGGUCCACUGAAGACCGCCUCAAACGCAUGAGUGAGAUAUCUUCCAGAAGAUAUGAAAGCUGACAUUAGGAGUCCAAGCAAGCUGAACGCCAGAUGAUUAGAAAUGCUGAAGAGUUAGCAGAUAAUCAAGGUCCUGGCAGACUGUUCAGGGUGCCGAUGCGAUGAAGGAGAGCUGAAAUGAGAGAAGAACAUGGCUGAGAGUGAAGAAUGAAGGCAUGUUGUCAAGUGAGACCACAGAAGCAAGCUCAGGGCCCACACCACUCCUUCCCUGCUGGCACCUGAGCUGACUCUGGCCUUACUCUGCCCUCUAGAUCUGGCUUUCCCCCAUCUUUUGGCUUUGGCAUUUCCUAAGGAUGGUUCGGAUUCUUAACUCAUUCUUCUAGCGACCCUGGCAUUGGUGUCUAGGACUCAGACUAUCGAAUGUGGUAGGCCCUUCUUCAGACCUGUCUGGGCCUCCACAUGGAGGGGUGCACACCCCACUGGAGAUGGAAGUAUAUGAACUCUUUGAGGAAGAAGCAUAAUCCAACAAGCAAGAACUGCUGAUGGCCGAAGAUUUAAUAUUCCUUAUGCUUGGCACACACAGAAGAAAUACAUCCUGGUGAUUAAUGUUCAGUUGGUAGUGUCAUGCCAUGGUUAUUCUCAUUGCAUAAUAUGUAGAAGAUGUGAUUGGAAGCUGGAAAAAAAAAUCACGUCAACCACUGUAGUGCACUGUUAUGGUGUCUCUGCCAUAGGCCCUUAGGGCAUAGGCUCUGUGUUGGCGACUCUCUCUCCCUAAGGGCCUUCCAGUGAUGCAGACUUAGUACCAGUCCACCAAGCCCUGGCCAACCCUUUCCUGAGGACUUCCCACAGUUUUUGUUUGGUUUUGGGAAAUAGGGUCUUGUGUAGCCCAGGUUGGCCUUCAACUCAAGAUGUAAUUGAGGAUAACAGUGAACUUCUGGUCCUCUUGCCGCCACCUCCUGAGUGUUGAGGUCACUGGCCUACUCCCCGGUGCCCAGUAUGAUGCUGGGAGAUUCGUGCAUGCUAGGCAAGCACUCUACCAAGUGAACCUCCUCUCUAGCACCUACCAAGGGUUUUGGUUAAACUAGGAGCAUGGGCUGGAGACAUGGCUCGGCUAUUAAAGGCUAGGCUCACAGCCAACAAGAAAGCCUAGGAAGGAGGCUGCAGAUUAGCCUGGGGUGGUCAGGGUUCUCUUUAAAAGAUAAACAAAGGAAAACAAUAAAACAGAACAAAGGAAUCUAAUUUGGUUCUUGCCCUUGAAAUUUGGAUUUUAGGGAGAUGGAGCAAAUGGAGGGUGAUGGAAACAGGCCACAGAGGGGAGUUAGCCGCCGGGAACAAGGCAGAUCACAGUGACAAGUCUCCAGGCGGAGAAAGAAGCCUAAUGGAAGAAUCGGCUGAGGAUGUAUUGGAAGGCCAGGAGGGUGGCUCAGCCAGUGAAAGCCACUUGUCACCAAGCCUAACUGCCUGGGUCAGAUCACCAGGACCCACGAGAUGAGAGAACCGACCUCUGCAAGUUGUCUCCUGACCUCUGUGUUCGUGCUGUGGCAUUUGUACAUGCGCAUGUGCAUGUACAGACACACACAAUGUAACAACAAAAACCCCACAGUACAGAGGCUUCCAAUCAGGUCGACCACAAACCUUUAGAAUAUUGAUCGCCGGAGCUGCCGAGGCUCCACUUUGCCUCUCUGUAAGAAUCACUGGUACUAUGGUUUCUGUCUUUAGAAUCCCCAGAACUUUUGCUUACAUCUUAUGACACUUUAUAAGGUUGUUUCUCGUCUUGUAGUAGCGUUACAUCCUGAAAACCCACCAUUAGUUGAAAUCAGGGCAAUGCGAGAAAACAUCCAAUGCACCAAAACCCAAGCCUUCCACCCCAGCCUAGCAUCACAGCACACUAUGCCGUGUCAGUGACUGCCCUCACGGAACAGCUGACUGAAAGCUUCGGCAUCAGAAGAGAAUCCCGCACGGCAUCUGUCUAUGUUAAGGUCAAACUUCAAAACUGGAAUUACACCUCUCCCUGAACAUGUAACACUUUCACAGCAUCAAAAAGUAGAAAAGUCAUCAUUGUGAGUCGAGGCUGUCUAUACGAAAUGCUUCGCUAGUUACUCUAACCUGUGUGGAAUUUUCUGCUUUUUGCAAAGGAAGUAUCUAGCAAAGUUCUCUUUCUCUUUCUCUCUCUCUCUCAGAUAAAGUCUUAACUGUGUCUUGCAGCCUAGGUGGUCCUCAAAGUUGCAAUCCUGCUUUCUCCUAUGCCUCCCAAGUGUGGGGAUUUCCAGAGUCAGCUCAAAAGUUAUCCUAUUUGGCUGAUCUGUUUACAGGAAAUUGGACUUAAACCUACAACUUUUGGUGAGGAGAAUAAAAACUUAAACGUGAAGGGAGCAGAACCUUCCCAUAAACACAUCAACAGUCCUGGUGUCCCUGAGGCCAGGGCACAAGAGGAAACUCCCAUGCCAUGGGUCUGAGUAGGCAAGUUAUAAAAUAAGACACACUGAUCUUCCUACUUUGGCAAGGUAAAUAUAUAUAUAUAUAUACUAAUAAUUGACGCUCAUUGUGAGCUGGAAAGUCAAAUUACAUUUUUUGAGUAUUUGCAGGUUUUCCUCAAGGCAGCAAUCCUGCAUUUUAAGAAAACUGUGCUGACACACACCUGUAAUCCUGGCACUUGGGAGAUUGAGGCUGGAGAAUCGUAAGUUCGCAAGUUCCAAAGCUAGCUUGGACUCCAGCCCGAGACCCAGUCCCAGACACACUGAAACAUGCAAGCACUUAGGUCAAGCUGAAAUGUAUUUAAAGGUUAUGAAGAACCGACAGACUUCCUUUUCUAUCGGUUUUUAAUUAGCAUGAAAUCCCUCACGGAAGACAGCUGUGCUGUUCAGAGCUAUGUGUCCCUCCUGUGCCUGACACACGGUAGCCAUUCAGAUCUGUUUCCUGAAUGAGUGCGUUUUUCCCAAGGAAACUUUCUAGAUCCUGUUUUCCACUCACUGAUGAAAAGUGAAGUGGUGCAGGCAGUGGGGGACCUUGGAGAAGUGGUUUCAGGUGAUCUGUGCUGGGUUUGCUGAGCGACUCAGGGACACAAGCAUUGCGGUGGCUUUGUGGUAGCCUGGGUUGGCUUUGUGUGAAGAACUUUGUGUUCACAGUCACCAUCCUUUUCUGUCUUCACCCACAUACCAGGAUGUUGAAAUCCUGGAGUCUCAGUCUCCCAUCUCUGGACAACCCCCAGACAACUAGAGGCAGCACUGCCGGUUAACUCUCCCGUGUCAGAAAGCAAUUUCAAACAGCUCUGGAAGGAACUGGGUGCUCAUGGGUCACAUGUCUGGCCAUGCCUGGAGCACUGCUGAAGUCACCUCCAAGUUGAUGUUGGCUAAUAAUGGGUGUAUAAUGUGGCCGCUGCCUUCCCCGGGAAUGAGCCACAUAGGAAGCCUGGCCACGGGCAUUUGCGGCCUCCAGGCUACAAACCUACUACCUAGAGUGUCCAUUACCAUCGCUGACAAACAGCCCCUAUUUCACUGAAAAGUGGUCACAUUAUAGGACCUUACCUCCUGGCAAGAGAUCUUGGCCAGAUCAUUGACUUAACAAAGAGUGACGCAAAAGCAGCUGCAGGGAAAAAUCUAAAAUCAUUUGCAAGCCGUUUUUAAGUGACCAUGUGAAAUUGUGCUUCAAGCCACUUAGUUUUAGGAAUGGAAAGGAAGCCCAACAUUUUCUAUGUACUCAAGCUCCAAAUGAGGCCUAUAGAAACAGCAAACUGGCUGAGGCCAUACAGUUAAGGAAGGGUCAACCAGGGAUAGGCUCCACUUUGACCCAUCCAGUGGGAGAGGAGUUGAAAGUCAACGGCUGAGAACACACACACACACACACACACACACAGGCACAGUAGACAAGCACACAUGCACACACCUCUUGAGCUUUGCAACUUUCCUAAGUGAACUUUCUUUUUUUCUUUUUUAAGAUUUAUUUAUUAUUUAUACAACAUUCUGCCGGCAUACCAGACCUUACUAUAGAUGGUUCUGAGCCACCAUGUGGUUGACUGGGAAUUGAACUCAGGACCUUCAGAAGAACAGCGAGUAUUCUUAACCUCUGAGCCAUCUCUCCAGCCCCCCCCCCCGUGAACUUUCUUUUUGUUGUUUUGUUUUGUUUUUCGAGACAGGGUUUCUCUGUGUAGCUCUGGCUGUCCUUUGUAGACCAGGCUGUCCUUGAACUCAAAGAGAUCCACUUGUCUUUAGAAUCCCCAGAAUUUUCUGCCUCCUCUAGUGCUGGGAUUACAGGUGUGUGCCACUGUGCCCAGCUAAACCCUGGUAUUUUUGAUUUGGGAAAAUGAGAGGGUUUUAUUUAUUUAAUGUGUAAGGAUGUUUUAUCUUCAUGUAAGUCUGUGCACCUCACGUGUGCAGGGCCCAUGGAGGCCAGAAGAGGGCACUGGAUCCCCUAGAACUGAAAGUACAGAUAGUUAUAAGCUGUCAUAUGGGUACUGGACAUUGAAACCAGGUCCUCUGGAAGGGCAGCCAAUGCUCGUAACCAUCAGUCCAUUUCUGUAACACAGAGAAUGGCUAUUUUUAACACUCUUUGCCCACUGAGGUGAUUUCUUUGUUCACCCAAGGUUGGGUUUCCCUUCUCUACCUAACUAACAUAGAACCUAAAUUUCCCUUUAUGGUGUCAUUUCCACUAUGCCCACUGUCCGCAUCCACCCCAGUGAUGUUUCAGGGGAUGAAGAGCAUCACCGUUUGCAGGAUUCAGAGCCUAAGCUCGCAAUGAAAACAGAGUCUGUCCACUUCUGGCUGACGCAUGGUCUUUACACUGGUCCCUUCUUUGACAAACUAGAGGGAGAGACUACCAAAGAUGAAGGGACUUGCCUAUGAGCUAGAAGAUCUUCAAUAGGGCUUUGGGGAUAAGGUUUCAUGAUGGGAAUCAAAUUCAGUGAAUCUCUUUAAGUCAACUACUUUCAUUGUAAAAAAAAAAAAAAAAAAUUAAACGAGCUAGCUUUCAGAAUUGCCAGUAAUCUGUAGCUUUCUGACCAGACUCUUAGGUCCAACUCAAUGUUGGGAGCAACUUCAACAGAUAAACGCCAAAUGGUAGGCCAACAAGACACCCCUCUCUCCAAACUUGGGGACCGCAAAGUUCUCUUCUAGGUCACCAUCUUGUCACCUAAAAGGAACAGAAACAAUAGAAUGUAUGUAUGUAUGUAUAUGCAUGUAUUAUAAGAGGAGAUUUGUAGAAUGGCUUACAUCAUAGGAUUUGAGUAGGUCAACAGUGGCCAUGUGCAGACUCUAGCAGAGAAAUGGUAGCUGCUUACCUAGUCCAUGAAGCCUCGACAGUCCACGUCUGUUUGUUGAAGGCCUAGAGGAAUCCUGGAGAGCUACUGGUACUCGUCAGCCUUGGAAGGUGGAAGAAGCUUCAGGCUGAGGCAGCCCCAGCAUUAUCAUCAUCAUUAUCACCAAAAUCGUCAGCAGCAACAGCAGCAGCAGCAGCAGCAGCAGCAGCGGGGCAGAUGCACUCAGGAAGGAGUGGAAGCAGGCAGGCAGGCAACACUGCUUUUCCUUGGACCUCUCCAUGUCUGGCCGCCUGUGCUGCCCACUCAGAUUUAAUCCUCUCCCUUCGUUAAUCCUCCUCAGAAUGAAGCUCACAGGCACACUGGAUAUGGCUCUUCUAGGUGAUUCCAGUCACAAUCAAGGUUAGCUAACAAGGUUCUUUCCUUGGAGGUUAUUUAUUUAUCCCCCCCCCCCGUUCCCCUGACUAUAGAAAUAACAUGUUUAUUGCAGUGCUGGAAAAUACAGCUAAGCAUGAAGAUACUUAAGCACUUUCAAUCAAAAACACAAAAACCAAAAAAACUACCAUUACUGUUUUUGCAUUGAGUUGACUAUUGCCAGCCCAGGAUUAGUGUUCUUAGAAAUCACGUCAUAUGCCCAAAUUUCAUAAAGCAGUCAAUACGUACACAAGCCACAAAUACUCCUGUCAAAGGGGGAAUUUUAGGGACAUGCAACUAAACAUGGGAAGCAAAGCUCCGUGGGGAUGGGAGAGAGCACACAGACAGCAGACAUCUGCCCUCCUCACGUCCCAGCACCCUGCAGUUCAGCAGGAUCACGUGGCCAGUUCUUCCUGUGAUGUGAGAGGACAGGAAGAAAGAAGACAAGAGUGGGGCAGAUAGAUGUUGAGUUGGGCUCUCAUGUUUCACAACACAAGCAUUGUAAUCUGCACAGAUAAAAUGCCACGCUUGGGUUUUGCAGGGAAUUUAAACAGGCUAUAACUUAGUACUAGUCUUGGAAUUGGUGAAAGCUUGCAUCAAGAGGAAAGUUCCCUUUGGCUUCUGUGUUGAGGGCUUUCUUUUUCCUCCCCCACUAAUUAUGAACACAUUCAUCUUGUGGGCUGAAGGGAGGUGAGUUCUUUAAACAUGUGAAAUCAAACGUUGGUAUAGAGAUGUGCAUUUGCAGGUUGAUAGGUAGGAACAGAACUGGCGUAACUCCUUCACAUGCUGUGCUGAGCAAGGUGUCCCAUGGCAGCCUUCCCUGUGAUGACCUGUCUUCCAAGACAUGCCACUCUGUGCAGUCAACCCCUAACUGAUGUACCCGGACUUUGAAGCUGAUGGCACAGGAAGCUAAUUCUAUUACAUUUUGGACUUAAUUUCUACAUGACUGUAAGUAGCUUUUCCCUCAUGGACACCAAAAUAUGAAUCUCUUCUGCCAAAUCAAAGUUCUGAUGGUGUUUAUUUGCUAAAUUUGCUUGAAGUGCUGUAUGGAAAAGGAAGAUGGGGAUAAUCAAACACAACCCUUUAUCAUAUAUGGAGUUCCCAGCUGCACUCUGCUCUACAGAAAUGAGAGCUAGCUAUACUGGUCUGAUAAAAUGAGUCGGAAAAUGUAGCUCCCUUUAAUUUCCAAAGUAGUUAAUGCAGCAUUAUUAUUACUGUUUUCUCAGUGUUUGAUAAAAAUCACUAGUGAAUUCAUGCGGUCAGGAAUUCUCCUGUCUCCAAGGUUUUGUUUAAUUAUGAAUUUAAUUUCUUUACUAGAUGGGGAAUCAAGAUAGUCUUGGCUUCGUGUUAUUUUUGUCUUAUAAAAAGUAUUUUUCAAAAAAAAAUUUUAGUUAAACCAAGUUGUUUAAUUUGUUGAUAAUAAAGUUGUUUACAAUAUGCUCCUUUUAUCAUUUAAAAAUGUGUUGGAUCUGCAAUUCUAACUCUCCUCUCAUUCCUAAUAUUGCUGGUAUAUAUUUUCUUUCUUUUUCCUGAGCUGUCUACUGGUUUUGUUUAUUUCAAAGGGUGGGCUUUUGGCUUUGUUAAUUUCCUUCUUCAUCAUCUGCUUUUCUAUUUCAUUGGUUUUUUUUCCUCCCCCGAGCCCGGUGCUGGGGCUUUGUGUGUCCCAGAUAGGAUCCCAAUCGCUGAGCUCCCUCUCAGCUGCUUCUUUUGUUUCUUCUGUUUCUUUUACUUAGGAUUUUCUGUGCUAAUUUCACAGUUUCUUUCCAAGAACGUUUCUAUUGCAUAUGUUUAUUUUGUGUGUAUAUGUGUGUUUAUGAGUGCCAUAGGUCAUGUGUGGAAGUAAAAAAAACAACUUUCAGAGGUUGUUCUCAUCUUCAAUUACAUGGGUUCUGGGAAUCAACCUGGGGUCUUCAGGCAUGACAGCAAGCUCCUUUAUCCACUGAGCCAUUUCCCCAGCACAGCUUUCAUUCUUCUUAAGCAUUAUUUUAGGUUAUUGACUAUAGAGCUCUUUUUUCAUGAUAUGAUAGGUAUGUAUGUAUGUGUGUGCUCUGUAAGCCAGGAAUUUUCCUUUUGUUUAUGUUAUAUGUGUACACAUAUGUAUAUGUAUGUUCAUGUGCAGAGGUGCAUAUGUGGGUGUGUUGGUUAGGAGGGUUUUGGUGUCAUCUUGGCACAGACUAGCAUCAUCUGAAAAAAGAAACAUGAUCUGAGGUUUUGGAGGAGAAUCUUUUGCACUGUGUUUUCGGAUGCUGAUUUCAGUGCCCUGAGAUCUGGUUACCAUCCUGCCAUUGGCAUUGUUAUGUAUGUUGAAAAUCUCCCAUAUACAUGUGAUGUAAGGAAUGCUCCCCAGUUAUCCCUGAUUGGUUAAUAAAGUUGCUAACAGCCUGGGCUGGACAGAAGAAAAGCAGGCAGAGCAAAGGUUCCCAGGUUUGGGGUCUCAGGAGGACCAGGAGGAGAGGAAAAGGGAGAGGACUGAGACAAGAGGAAAAAGGAGCUUGCCAUGGAGUAACCAGGAGUGUGUGGCCAAGAGCAGCUUGAUCUGAGGACUUGCCUGAUGGAGCAGAAACAUCCCAAAUGGAACAUGUGAAAGUCUGGGAUUUUGGAUGGGAAGCAGACAAGAAAACUUAGAAGGUUGAUAUCUGCCCAGAUCUAGUGCUUUAAGGAUUAUUAUAAAUCCAACAAAUUUCUGUGUUUUUUAUUUGUAAAAUAGCUGGUUUAUGAAUAACUGCUACCACAAUCAUUUCCAGUAUUAAUGUAUACAGACUAAUUAAUUCUUUUUACAUUGAGGGAUUGCCUCCAUUGUAUUACCUUUAGGCAUGUCUAUGAGGCAUUUUAUUUGACUUGAUAGGCAGUGCCACCCCUGGACAAGUGGUCCUACAUGCUGUAAGAAAGCAGGAAGAGCAAGCCAUGGGGGGGGCAAGCCAGUAAGCUACAUUCUUCCACGGUGUCUGCCUCAGUUUCUGCUUGAGUUCCGGCCUUGACUUCCCUCAGUGGUGGACUGUGAGGUGGAAAUGAAAGCUCAAGAACCUUUUCCUCCUCUGAGUCAUGUUUGGUCAUGAUGUUUAUCCACCAAUAGAAAACAAGCUAUGGGGCUGGAGAGAUGGCUUAGGGGUUAAGAGCACUGGCUGCUCUUCCAGAGGUCCCGAGUUCAAUGCCCAGCAACCACAUGAUGGCUCACAACGAUCUAUAAUGAGAUCUGGUGCCCUCUUCUGGAGUGCAGGUGUAUAUGCAGGCACAACACUAUACAAAAUAAAUAAUAAAAUCUUAAAAAGGGGGGGCAUCCUUAAAAAAAGAACCAAAGCUAUGACAGUGUGUUGGGGGAAGUAAGUUUUUGAGACAGGGUCUUUCAUUGGCCUGGAGAUCACCAAGUAAGAUAGGCUGGCUGGCCAUACAGUCCCAAGGAUCUAUUUGUUUCUGCUUCCCCAGGGCUAAGAUUUAUAAGCAAGCACCAUUGCUUCCAGCUUUCUUAGUGGGUCCU